This is a messenger RNA of Gordionus sp. m RMFG-2023, 4744 nucleotides long. Its product is annotated as E3 ubiquitin-protein ligase NEDD4-like. Bases 89 to 4123 code for a protein of 1344 amino acids. Gene Ontology annotation, biological process: regulation of dendrite morphogenesis; protein polyubiquitination. The record is from RefSeq and is a predicted model, not a curated record. The transcript is spliced from 16 exons. Gene Ontology annotation, cellular component: cytoplasm. Gene Ontology annotation, molecular function: protein binding; ubiquitin protein ligase activity; sodium channel inhibitor activity. Lineage: Eukaryota; Metazoa; Nematomorpha; Gordioida; Chordodea; Parachordodidae.
UGCACCUUGUCAUUGGCUCUUUAAAAAAUUGCCUUCAGGGUUCUUAUUAAUAAUUAAAUAGUAUUAAAAAUUCAUAUCAUAUACAAAAAUGAGCCCAGAAUCUUCAUCAUUGGAGUCAACGAAAUAUUUUUUGAAAGUUAAAGUUCAUUCUGGUACCAAGUUGGCUAAAAAGGAUAUAUUUGGUCUUAGUGAUCCCUAUGUUCGUGUUACUUAUCAUCAGAUCAUUAAUGGUAACAGGCUUAAAAUUAUUAAUCAAAUUCAAACUAUGACCAUUAAAAGGAAUUUGAAUCCAAUAUGGGACACUGAAAUGGCUUUUAAUAUUAGAACACCUUUGAAAGAUUCAUAUAUAUUAUUUGAGGUCUUUGAUGAAAAUCGUAUCACACGAGAUGACUUCUUAGGUCAGGUACGUGUUCACCUUUCAGAUCCAAAUAUCAAAAUAAUAUCAGAUGACUUGACUUUUCCCCCAAAAAGCAAUGAUACCAACAAUACAAAUGAUAAUGAUGAUAUACUACCAAAUAAUAUUAAUACAGAUUUACCACCUUCUUUAGAAUUAACUUUUCCUAGCUAUAUAGCAGCCUGGGGUGAGGAUUACCAAACUAUUUCUAUCAAAUCUCAAUCAAAUCAUUCAGAUAUUCAGAAAAAUGAUCUAAACAAUAAUGACAAUAAUCUAAAUAACAAUAAUCUCAUAUAUUAUUAUACUGUUCAUAGUUUACCCUUAGUUGAUUCUAUAAUAGAGUUGGGCCUCAAGAAAAGAAGCCCAUUGUCCAGGGUUAAAGGAACUUUAAAUUUGGGCAUGAUUUUAGUAUCGGUGCCAAAAAAUAGAUCAAUUUUGACCUUUCCUCUUGUUAGUUAUGGCUCUUCAAAUUCAUCCUCUUCUCCUAUAUCAACCAUACCAACUCCCAUUCUCAAUGUUAUUAAUAACAAUAAUGGCACUCCUGUAAAUGAAAGCAAUAACCCUAUUGUGACUAAUAUUAGUAAAUCAACUUUUCCUCUUUCUAAUUGUAAUGAUCCUAAGUCAAUAUCUUACUUAAAUAACAUUUUUGCUCCCUCCAAUCCUAUAUCUAACAAUAAUGGCAGUUCUUUCGAUAAAUAUAGAGAUACAUCAACCGAUAGUCCUUAUAUAGUAUUACCCCAUUCACUUCAGCUUAAACAUGUCCAUAACAAAUCUAAUAAUAUCCUUACCAAAAACAAACUAAAGAGUGCCCAAUUAGUUAAAAAUACCGAAGUUUCACCUACUAUCAGUCAGGAUUUGAAUGCAAACCAAACUAGCACCAUUGGUUUGACUGAAUAUCACACUUCAUCAAUCAUCAAUAAUAAUGGUGAAAGUAAGAACAAUAUUAAUAUAAAUAGUGGUAUAGAGGAAAGUGUGUCAAAUGAAAGUCCAACAAGCUAUAGUGAUUUGCAAGGGACCUCUUUUUCUCGGUUUUCAGAAAAUGACAUGUUAUUGAAUGCACCUGUAGUGACUCCGACUUCCCCCAAUUCUCUCCAAACGAUGUACCCUAUAUCACCUUUUGACCUCGCGAUGUCCUCUCAUAAAGAUGAUCUAGAAGCUGCCGUAUUAUCUCCCCUCGUCAAAUCGAACAACGUUCAAAUCUCGCAAUUUUAUAUCAGCCAAAAUAAUAAUGAUAUUACUAUGAAAAAUGACAACUCCGCCAAAUCUAUCGGUUCGAGUAACGAAGAAAUGACUGAAAUGGGAGAGCCAGCUUUGCCGGACGGCUGGGAGGCCAGGCAAGACGCCAAUGGCCGCAUAUUUUACAUAUGUCACAGGGAAAAGAGGACUCAAUGGGAAAGACCUAAUUUAAAUGAUAUUUGUGACAAUACACUUUCUACCAGCUUUAAUUCUCGCAACGAAAAUGGCGAUACAUUUGACUUGAAUGAUGAUAAUAUGUUGCAUCAAUCUCGUCCUACUUCUUCCUCAAAUCUUUCCAAUCUAUCCAAAGAACGUAAGGUUUACAAUCUUAGAAGACAUAUCAGUGUCGACUAUACCAGCGAUUACCCCUCAAACAAUGUUCCCACAACAAAACCUUCCAUUUUAAGCCUUCUAAACGACCUACAAAAGCUGAGGGACAAAAACCAACCCAACAAUGUUGAACCACAACAACCUCUGAACCCCAGUAAUGAUAGCCCCCAAGAUAAUUUGCAUAAUUCUGAAACUGUUGAAACAUUACAAAAUAAUUCCCAAAAUUCUCAUACCGAUCUUGAGCAAAGAUCGCACGAAGACGGUUUGCCAUUAGGUUGGGAUACUCAAUUGGCGCCCAAUGGCCGCAAAUUUUUUAUCGAUCACAACGAAAAAUUGACUACUUGGAUUGAUCCUCGGACCAAUUUGCCUAGCCCUCACCCUUCUAGGAAUCAAUCCUUGCUCUCCGAUCACUCCAUAUCCAGCAUUUCUGAUGAUACCAUUGAAAACGAUUUUGUGGUGAUAGAUGGAAUAUCUACAUCUAAAUUUAGCAAUAAUAAAGAUACGAUUUCUUUAUCGAAUCUAAGUGUCAACCCAGCUUUCAUGGUUGAUGAUUUGGGACCUUUGCCAGAUGGUUGGGAAGAAAGAAUACACGUAGAUGGUAGAAUAUUUUACAUAGAUCACAAUUCUUGCUCCACUCAAUGGGAAGAUCCUAGGCUAAAUUUAACGGCCAUAGCUGGACAAGCGGUUCCUUACUCUCGAGAUUACAAAAGGAAAUAUGAAUAUUUUAAAUCUUGCCUGCCUAAACCAAAAUUAUCCCACCCUUCAUCGUCAACUAACAAUAAUAGUUCGCUAACACAGCUGGCGAAUCAAUUAGCCUCGGCCCAUUUAUCGAGCCACCACAGUGCCAUAAAUUCGAACAAUCCAACUGCGGCAGAUCAUAAUAGCACCGGUAGCAUAGCUAGUACCUCUUCCACUACAACUUCCUCCAUAGUUAAUAAGAUAGAAAUCAAAGUAUCGAGGGACCGAAUACUCGAGGAUUCUUUUCGGAUUAUCAUGGGACUCAAACCCGAUUAUUUAAAACAUAAACUCUGGAUUCAAUUUCAGGGCGAGGCCGUCAUGGAUUAUGGCGGCGCGGCCAGGGAAUGGUUUUUCUUGCUUUCACGACAAAUAUUUAACCCCUAUUACGGCCUUUUCGAAUAUUCGGCGGUCGAUAAUUAUACGCUUCAAAUAAAUCCGAAUUCCAAGCAACUCAUAGAUUACGACGCGAACUCUAAUAACAACUCUAAAGUUAAUACUAGUGUUAAUGGUAAAAGUAUUAAAAAUAAUAAUGGUGGAAAUGGUAGUGGAAAUAAGGCCGGAUCGAGCGGUAAAGGCGGGCUAAACAAAAAUAAAGCCUGCAACAACUUGCACUUGAAAUAUUUUAAAUUUUUCGGGCGGAUAGCCGGGAUGGCGGUUUAUCAUGGAAAAUUAUUGGACUCCGCUUUUUUCAUAAGACCAUUUUACAAAAUGAUGCUAGGCAAACGAAUAAUGUUAAGAGACAUGGAGUCUGUCGACUCCGAAUACUACAAAUCGUUAUGUUGGAUAAGGGACAAUGAUCCUAAAGAUUUAGGCCUCACCUUUUCUAUAGACGAAUCCUUUUUAGGAGAAACACAACAUUACGAACUAAAACCUGGCGGAGCCAACAUUCCACUUAAAAAUGAUAAUAAAGUUGAAUACAUUCACCUGGUCAUCCAGUGGAGGUUCGUAAGUAGGAUUCAAGCUCAGAUGCAUUCCUUUAUGCAAGGAUUCAAUGAAUUUAUACCUAAUCAUCUAAUUAAACUGUUCGACGAGAAUGAAAUUGAACUCUUAUUAUGUGGAUUAGGCGAUAUCGAUGUUAAAGAUUGGAAAGAAAAUACUAUAUACAAAGGGGAAUAUCAUCAAAACCAUAUUCUAAUCCAAUGGUUUUGGAGAGUAAUCCUUUCGAUGAACAAUGAAAUGAGAGCUCGUCUUUUACAAUUCGUAACCGGUACAUCUCGAGUGCCUAUGAACGGAUUUAAAGAAUUAUACGGCAGCAAUGGCCCCCAAAAGUUUUGUAUAGAAAAAUGGGGAAGCUCUCAAAACUUUCCCAGAGCUCACACUUGUUUUAACCGGUUAGAUCUGCCAUUUUACAAUAGCUACGAAGAAUUAAAGAUAAAAUUGAUCGCGGCUCUAGAAAAUGCGAAAGGCUUUGGGGGUGUUGAUUAAAUACACGAACGACUUUGUAAAUGUCCAGAAUUAUCUAAACUAAUGGGAUUUUUUAUAAAAUUUAUUUUUUUUUAAAAAAAAAAAUUUAAUAAAAUUAUUAUCAUUAUAAAGAAAGCUCAAUUUUUCAAAAAAAAAUGUAUUUAAAAAUUAUAUAUAUUUUUUUUUUAUAUAAUAUUACCAUAUUGACAGAAUGAUUAUUUAUUUUGCGAAACGAUUAUCAUAAAAAAAUGAUACUAUAUGCUAUUAAGUAAUGUUAAACGGUUCGAUUAAGAUUUUAGCCAAAAUAAUAUUACGCAAGCCUCGAGAUUUUGCUAAUAGAUGUCCAAACCUUUCUGCCAUCUAUGAGCAAAAUCUCCAGACUUUGCAUAAUAUUUUUUGUUUAAAAUAUUGGGUUAGCCGUUUAACAACGCUAUUAUUAAGAAUUAACAAAACACCUCUUUACGGCGCAGUAUUAUUACAUAUGAGACUGAUUAUAGUUUUAUUACUAAGUUAAUUCAAUUAAAAUUUCUUUUUUUUAAAAAAAUAUUAUACAUAAUAUAAUAACAUUUUUUGUCAUUAUGGGCCAUAUUGUCCUAAAAGUAUUUAUAAAAUUAUACCAGCACAUAGUCGUUAAAUUUUUUU